Molecule: messenger RNA, 408 nt
Organism: Ilex paraguariensis (yerba mate)
Lineage: Eukaryota; Viridiplantae; Streptophyta; Magnoliopsida; Aquifoliales; Aquifoliaceae
Source: the annotation of a GenBank genome assembly
AUGGUGGUAACUCAUUGUGCCUGGCGUUCUAAUCACUCUAGCUCUAGACCCACUUUAAAAUCCCAAAGGGCAUUCAAUGGAAAGAAAUGGGAAAAGUUUAAUAGUGAAAAAGUGGCAUCACUUGCAUAUGCUCGCAUACAGGGAAAAGCUGCUCUCAUUGCCCACUUCCAGAAUUCAAGCUUGAUGAACGAAGAUAAGAGGUGCCGCCCUAUACUGUUCCAUACUGAUGGUCCGAAUGCAGGUGAUCAGGUGCCCUUUCCUAUGGGUGUUACUGUUCGACCUAGACCAAGCAAAAAUCGAGGCAGCACCAGUGAGGAAAGCAAUCAAGAAAGUCUGCCGAAUUUAGCAAAUGGGGAGAAAUCUUCUAAUGAGGACUCAUCUUCAGGUUCUGCAAAGGAUUUAGACUGA